GAAUGGGCUGAGGGAACGACGAGGGAGGGAGGAGGAACCGAAAGAGGAAAAAAAAAGUUCAACUAAAAAUGGCUUCCUUGUCUUUGGAGUCUCCAGAACAAACGGAGAAUGGAAGCGCCGACGAGUCCGGGCAAUCAGAAGCCCGAGUCAAAGAGGAGAAGGACUCGGAGGAAGUUUCUGAGCGGCUGUUUGAGACCUUCCCAAAGUCCGCGCUCGGCUUUUCCAGUGAGCAGGUCGCCUGCGUGUGCGAGGCUCUCCUGCAGGCGGGCAACGUGGAUCGCUUGUGGAGCUUCCUGGCCACCAUCCCUCCUUCGGCCGACGUGCUACGUGGCAACGAGACCCUGCUUAAGGCCCAGGCCCUGGUCGCCUUCCACCGCGAGGACUUUACAGAGUUGUACGCCAUCUUAGAGAGCCGCGACUUCCACCCGAGCAACCACGGGUUCCUGCAGGACCUCUACCUGAGAGCGCGCUACAAGGAGGCGGAGAGGUCGCGGGGUCGCAGUCUGGGCGCCGUGGAUAAGUACCGGCUGCGCAAAAAGUUUCCCCUUCCAAAGACCAUCUGGGACGGAGAGGAGACGGUAUAUUGUUUCAAGGAAAAGUCGCGUAACGCCCUCAAGGAGUGUUACAAAGUGAACCGGUACCCAACUCCGGACGAGAAGAAAAAUCUGGCCAAACUUACUGGACUUUCUUUGACCCAAGUGAGCAACUGGUUCAAGAAUCGGCGACAGAGAGACCGAACUCCAUCCGGUACCAACAGCAAAAGUGAAUCUGAUGGAAACCAUAGCACAGAGGAUGAGGCUAGUAAGGCUGAUCUGGAGGAUAUUGCUGACAAACCUGCUGCUCAAGAGGCUGGAGGCUCAACUGCGUCUCUCAUAUCUCUCUCUGGUGCCCCCUGUAGUACUGGAGGUCAGCUCAUUCUCAAUAACACAGGGGGAUUCCUUACUAGUCCUCAUCCCCUGUUGCUCAAUGGGAGCCCAUUGCUAUCAGGGACUGGAACUGGUGUCAUCAUUAAUGGACUGACUCUGAGCGAUGGUCAUGCAGUCACCCUCAGUCCCGUAACUACCAACACUCCACUUUUACUCAAUGGGGCUCAGGUUAUAUCUAAGGGUAGUGGAAACAAUAGCGUCCCAGAUGAAAACUGCAUUACCAAAAUAGAAACGCAAGCCAACCUCACUAGCGCAGUUCCUGUCUCAUUGACCGAGGAAACGAAUGCGACCAACCAUAAUGUCUCUCCGUUGGACUUCAUUACUGUUCCAGGGGCUAUGAAGGCUCAAGAUAGCAGUCAAAUGGUGCCUCCCAGCUCCAUAUCCACAUCCACAAUCUCUUCCACAGUGAUGACUCGCACCUCCCUCCCUUCAUUAGCGUUGACUCAAAAUGGCAUCCUUUCCUCUGCAGUUCCCCCAUCUGGUGCAGUUAUUUCCAACCCAGCGAUGCCUCUACGAUCCACCCAGCAGCCUGAGCUUGUGGUGGUAGCAACAGCUGGUUCCCAAAUAAACCCUACAUCUUCGAUUUCACAAAUGGCAUCUUCUUCCACUGUCUGUAGCUCUCAGGUUUUUUCUUUGCCCCAGGUGGUACCAUCUAUCCAGGGUAUUCCAGUAUCUCAAUUAGUGCAGCACCCAGCAGGGACUCCGGUGUCUUGCCCUCAGUUGGUUCCAGUGUCCCCCAUUACUACUCAACUAUCCCAGAGUUCCACCCCUCAUUUUUCAACCCCCAAUCUGCAAAUUGGGCCCAGGUCUACUCAAGCUCAACCUCAGAAUGGAUCCUCUGCACUUGGGGAGAACAUUGUUGUGCCUGUCCCCCGGGUGCCUAAUGGACAGGCUCCACAAGGGCUGACACUUCAGUUAAUAGACCAGUCCACGUCAGCCACCACCCCACACAUACAGACCCCGCUGGGUACACAAGGCAUUCCCAUCUCCUCACCAACACAAGUAGUUCCUGUUUCACAGUCCAAGGACACAGGGCAACCCCAGCUGGUGCCUUUGCCCCAAUUCAUGCCUGUAUCCCCCAUUACUGGAGCACCUACAGGGACCAUAUCCUUCCCUCAGGUGGUCCCAGCUGCACCCUCCUUCUCCAUCCCAACUCCAGGAGGUGCUUUCCAAAUCUUAACAUCUGGCUCUGGAGGAGGAGUUGCUGUGCCUCAGGGGGCUAUACGUAUAAGCCCAAUAGGACCUCCUCAGAGUGUGCCUACAGCUGGUGCUAUUCCAGGUGUCCAGCUUCUCAAUUCAGGAGUGAUUCAACUUCCCUCUGCUUCUCCAGGUAACUUCCUCUUGGCAGGUGGCAGUCCAUUCCUGAGUGUUCAGAACGGCAAACUCAUUCUCACCAUCCCAGCUGGUUUCCAGUUUACCAGCAUGCCUGUCAAGUCCAUCCCAGAAAAUCCAGGCCCAAGUGCUAGCAGCAGCAGUGGACUGGAACAUACCUUAACAGGAACGUCACUACAAACUCAGCCAGUCUCCUUAUCCUCUGGCCAGACCUCUACACCCUUUCAGUCAUCUCCUUUAAUUGGCUCAUCUGCACUUUACUGUAGUCCUGAGCCUGGAGCCCUGGCCAAUCCAACGCCAGGAGCCUCUCCAAACACCUCAGACCCUCCGACCCCAACCCCAACUAGUGUGCUGCCAUCCCAACAGACCCUCAGCCCAGAGAGCAUGCUGUCAUUCAGUCCCCUCAGCAGUGGUGUAGCCAGUGGUCCCCAUCUCAUUCAGCCUGCUUGGAGUCCCGUGCCCCUGUCAUCUUCAUCUGGACUCACACUGUUUGAUGUACGUGGGAAAGGGGAUCUACCCGAGGACGCAGGUUUAUUGGGCUUACCAGGUGGGGAGUCCCUGCUACUGGGUACCCCUCCUUCAGUUGAUGAUGUACAUAGGGAAUCUCAUCUGGACGAGGUGGAGAUGGAUGGAGACACAAAGAUUCUUACCCAACUGCAGUCUGUCCCUGUGGAUGAUGAUUUGGGUUUGUAAUCAUUCAUCUUUUGAGUUGCCUUUCAAAAGCCCUCAGACAAUCUUGACUCUUGGUCCACAGCACUCUAUAUUUUGUAUGUUGAUGUAUGACAUUGGAGAUAGGAAUCAUAGUAGACUCUUGGUAAAUGAUACAUGAUUUUGUUCAUUUAUAGAUUUGUUUCAAAAAAGAAUGGCCCACUUAUAAGCUUGUAGAUUUUGUUGGCUCUGACAUCAUCUCACUUUUGUGGUUCACGGUAAACAGUAAUAGAUUAUAGAGGUUUUACUUCCCAAAGAAAUACAGGGGGUUUAAUGUCAUUUGCAGAGAUGCAUGGAACAUUACAUUAUGGGCAUCUAUGCAACAGUAGGGCUAUUUUGUUUUUUAAAAAUACAAAUCAUGCAUUAUAGUUGGAAUUUACUAUACAAUCAGUAUUUUAUUGGUUUAUGAGAAUCCACAGUUAAUGUUUGUUAGGAAUCAAACACUCCAGUCAAUUACUUCAGUGCAGCUCAUUCAGAGAAGGCACUGCUGAUCAGUUUUUUUUGAAAGCAGAAAAGGCUAGCUGAUAGCUUCAAACUUACACCAAGUAUAAUAAAUGUGGUAAAAUAAACAGAACUCUAAAUAGAAGACUGUUUCUGAAUAUAGUCACUUCUGCAAAACUAAACUUGUUUAUUGGAUUUUACAGCACAUUUUAAAAUAUGGGCAUUUUUAAGUAAUGGGAAUAACAAAGUUUUUUUUUUUUUAAUUAUUAUUAUUUUGUUGGUCACAUACUGUCUCAAUCCUGGGGCCUGUCUCAUAAAGCAGGAUUUUGUUUGGCUAGGUAGCGCUCUUGGAGGUUAGUUUGAUCUUAGUCUAUUUCCUCAUAGUUGUUCACUUUUUAUUCCGUUAAACUGCUGACUUUUAUAUUACAUAGUUAAGUUGUUGUGGGGAAGGUUAGAUUCUGGAUUACAGAAAUUAAACAGCUGUUCAUCAGUUAGAUACGAACUGUGUGUCAAAAAAAAAAAUGGCACGUAUUCCCUAGAUUAGGCUACUAAACUUUCACUGUGAAAAUGGCUUUAGCAUCCCUUUAAAAAUUGUGGAUAUAAGAGUAUAAAUUGUGAAAAGUCACUUUGCACCAUAUGCACAGAUGUAGAGAAUUUCCACAGAAAUUCAUUUUAGGGUGUGUUAGAGCACAUUCCACUCUCAGCUAAUGCUCACACUGUUCUAGUGUAUUUAGAUGUCAUUGAUGAUGGCAACAAUGUCAGCAAACGUACUCUUGCUAAGCUCAUCACAAGGUGGUGGUUUUGCCAUUUACCCAAUAUGGCCACAAAGGGGACUUCUACAGAAGUGCAUUGAUGGUGCAAAGAGAACAUGGUAAUUUUCUUUAAUCACAGGUAUCAAUAACGGAUCAUCAUAGUAUAAUCUAACACAUACGUUAUCACACACGUUUUAAUCUGGAUCACCUCGUGCAGCGUGAGAAGUAAUAAUUUUAAAAGAUAUCAAAUUUGACUGAAAUCACGCAGCAUGAAACAGGGUUUAAUGAGGAACCCAAGUUAUGUUAAACCUGCUUUAUGAGCCCGACACCUGGAUAUAGGACUGUGUGUUGACAUCAGAAUGUUAUAAGUAGCCUAACCUACACAUUUUAUGACCAUGUCAUUGUUCACAAUGAGUACAUGUUUAACGACAACGUACUAGACUGUGCUUUUUGCUUUCAAUACGUUUAUGAAACUACGCCUGGAUUUUCCAGUCAGAACGUUCAAGUUGCCUUUGUGUAGGAUAUUGAGGUGAAGUACACAAUCUUUUACUUUGUUCUAUCCUUAUUGGGAAGAGAGGCAUGUUUUUAAACAGUAAACAUCUGAUAAAAUAUAUUAUGUUAUUUUAUCAGUUUUAGAUACUUUAUUGCGCUAUCCGUCUACUUUGGCAUUGUAAUCAUCUUCAAUCUGCAGUAUGUAUAUACAUUUUAGUAAUUCAUGUACAUCCAAAGACUGAAGUAGUUUUUCAGAGCAUUAAUAGUCUGUGUAAUGUCAGCCCAUAACGCCUGAUGUUUUCCACACAUGCACAUCUUCUGCUUUGUAAAUUCUGCACCAUAACUUAACCGCACAAGAAGUUGUCUAUUACUUUUCAUAGUUAGUUUCUGAUUUAAUAAGCACUCCUAUCCAUCACUACAGCGUAGAACAUUCUGGGAAGGUACUGUUAGCCAAGUUAUUUGAAAGAAAAAGGGCUUAUUAGUGUUAGAUUUUAUUUUUUAUUUUUUUUAUCUAUGCAAUGAUAAGUUGAACUCAUGUGAAAAGUAAAUUGGUGCUUCCAAGUUGGCGUUAAUGUUUUUCAACGACUCUAGUUACUAUACAGUUAAAGCUAAAUCUUAUGAAUCUGACAUCCUCUUGAAUCCGACUCAGUUUUCACACUACAUGUUCAUCAAUUCUGUGCAAAUAUAAUGUUGUUGUUUUUGUUUUGUUUUUUCUUUCUAUUUUCAUAUAGAGAAUUUUGUAGUUUUUAUUUGAAUGUCUGUUGUCUUUCAAUCUUGUCCAGUCAAACUAAUUGUGCAUUGAUGAUCCUAGUCAAAGAUCAGUCAGAAUCAAUUGUCUACUUUCAAGUUUUGUAUAUGGUAAGGCCAGCAAUUUUUCAGUGCUGUGUUGGUAAUAUUUCAUAAGUAACUUUGCAUAUGGCAUACCACACACGUCUGUGGAAUUGGCUCACUCAAUUUCAGAAAUUAUCAUUUUUGGCAUUCCUGGGUACAUGCAAGGUUAAAAACUAUAAAUGAAAUCUCAAAUUAUGGUGCUUAUCUCCAGUAGGCCAACAUGUCUUAAUCUUUUGCACAUUUUAGCCAUGACCUGCCGUUUACUUUCCUCUUGGUAAUAUUGGUCCUACUGAAGCCAUCAAGAAAUUUUCUCCACUAUUUACCUAUAAAUGAGCAAUGUUGUGACACUACCGCAAACUUUACGUACUGUUAUGUUGCAGGAGACAGUGUGUUUUACUUUCUGUUUUUCUUUCUGUGUAUAUUUAAAGCAUUAGCAGGGGUGGACAAAUCAUUAGGCUAGGUACCUGAAGCAAGCAGGUUCAGGUUCAGAAGGGAAACUAAGCUGAGCCAAAUAUAGUACAGUACAGCACAAAAACUUAUUUAAACCUGUCAACACACAGGCACCUCGUGAUUAACACUUUAUCAGGCAAACAUGAAGACUCCAACUAGACUUAAAUAUCGUCUUUAUGUGCAAGAACACACCAGAGCUCAUAGCUGAAAUCUUAGCCAAAGACUUCCUGCCUUUUUUGUCUAGGGUCCAAUUACAAUUCAGAUUAUCAGGAGACAGAAAAAACGAUAACUACAUAAAACCACCGCUCCCAGGGAUUCAGGCACUCUUUGAAAUCUAUUCAGCUAGACUUAACUAGACUAAUUUGCUUGUUGUAUUUAAGUUAUAUUAUGUUAGUUGCCACAUUUUCUAUUUAAAUAGGUUUUGGGCAACCACGCCAUGGAACUUGGUAACACAUUGGAACGUUUAAUGGUGGGCUGAUUAAUAAAUUGAUGAUUUGUCCACCCCUGACCAAUUAGUUAGAAACCAGCAUUUUGAUAUUGCUGGAUCUACAGAGGUCCGUCAGAACACUUCUGUUACAUUUUCUAUAUACUGGAAAUAUUUGUAUUUUAGAAGUGUAUUCAAAAUAGGACAUGUAGCAUUUAUAUGCCAAAGGCUUGUAUUACUUUUUCUGUUUUACUUCUUCCAUGCACCUGAACAAUGUGUUGUUUUCCCAAUAUGUAAGAAACAAAGGGAAUUUGUGUGUGUGUGUGUGUGUGUGUGUGCGCGUGCGCAUUGGUGUGAAUGAGCAACAAAUAGUGAACUUUCCCGUUGCUGUUAUUGAAUGUUAAAUUUUUUGUGGCUGAUUUUAGUACAUUUGUUACAGUACUAUCAGAUAUACAAAGAUAUCAUCUCCAUCCUGAGGAAAAUAUACAGCUGAUCAAACCAAAGAAUUUUGUAAUGUACUUUAAAUUUAAUAAAGUGAUGAUUUUUUUUUUUUCUUGUUUUGUUCCCAGCAUGAUAAAACAGCAUAUCUCUUUUAAAGAGUUGUUUCAUAUUUGGUAUAGUUAUUCUAUUUUUUAUAUCUCAUUUUGUUGUGUUAAAUAUACUUUACAAUGCAA
Molecule: messenger RNA, 7030 nt
Organism: Ictalurus punctatus (channel catfish)
Lineage: Eukaryota; Metazoa; Chordata; Actinopteri; Siluriformes; Ictaluridae
Gene: six5
Product: SIX homeobox 5
Exons: 3
Coding region: 69-2951 (960 amino acids)
Biological process (GO): regulation of transcription by RNA polymerase II
Cellular component (GO): transcription regulator complex; nucleus
Molecular function (GO): RNA polymerase II cis-regulatory region sequence-specific DNA binding; DNA-binding transcription factor activity, RNA polymerase II-specific
Source: RefSeq, a predicted model, not a curated record